CACUGGAUGUGUAUUGUUUUUGUUUAAAGAAAUAAAUCUGAACCGUUUAUUUCUUUAUAAGUGAUGUGGUUUUAUCUGAACCGUCGCCGGAGGGAGAAGUUAGUGAGGAUCCGGACUCUUCUUAUGGGAUAGCACUACACCAUUUUUUAGACAUAUAUAACAAAGUAGUUGACCCAUAUGAAUCGAAAUUCAUUCUGUUCUCAUCUACAAAUCCCAAUUCCUCAAAUCUAAGCAUAGUUCAAUUCCAAGUCUGGUGACUCUUCUUUGCAUAACAAAACUAUGCAACUCAAAGAUGGGCAUAUCCUUGCACACCUCCUGGCUGCAACCUCCAUUGGAGUCAUCUCUGCCACUGCGUUUCACUACUACCAUCGACAAAAGCCCCCAAAACAGUUAGAAGAUCAAACCGUAGUUCCAUUGUUAGAGAGGAAUGAGUCUGGCCGUGUUGCCAGACUUGAGAGAUUCUCCAAUUAUGUUGCUAGGCAGAUAGGAUUUGAAGAUGGAAGUGAAUGUCCCCAACUUUGCAAAUUAGCAUAUGAGUACCUCAAAAAAUCCAAAGAGUGUGAGAGUACUAUCUAUGAGUAUUUUGCUGAUGAGCCACAUGUUGAUGAGCUGUAUGUGAAGUUGGUUGAGGAGUUUGAUAGGUGCAUCCUUGCCUACUUUGCAUUUCAUUGGAGCCAAGCUUCUCUCAUGAUCACUCAGGUGUUGAGUAUUGAUUCUGAAAAGAAAAAGUUGAAGGACCUUGUGCUGGCAGCUACAAGGAAACGAAGGUUUGAGAGGGUAAGCAACGACCUGAAAGUGACAAAGGUGUUCUCUACACUGGUGGCGGAGAUGAAAGCAAUAGGUAGCAUCGGAUCAAAUGGUGAUUCAUCAAAAUGUACGGACGUGAUGGUGCCUGUGGUCCACAGUAAGAGGAGUCCAGUGCUACUUCUGAUGGGUGGUGGAAUGGGAGCUGGAAAGAGCACUGUCCUCAAAGACAUUCUCAAACAAUCAAUUUGGUCGGAGGCAGCAGGGAAUGCAGUGGUGGUAGAGGCAGAUGCUUUUAAAGAAACAGAUGUCAUUUACAGAGCCCUCAGUUCCAGGGGUCACCAUGAGGACAUGCUUCAAACUGCUGAACUAGUGCAUCAAUCAUCAACAGAUGCAGCAUCAUCGCUUCUGGUUACUGCACUCAACGAAGGGCUCGACGUGAUCAUGGAUGGUACCCUGUCAUGGGAGCCCUUCGUUGAGCAAACGAUAACCAUGGCUAGAAAUGUUCACAAGUAUCGGUACAGGAUGGGAGUCGGUUACAAGGUUGCUGAAGAUGGCAGCAUUACUGAAAAUUAUUGGGAGAUGGUAGGAGAAGAAGAGGAACAAGAGAAGCAAGAAGAAGCUGAGAGGAAGCCAUAUAGAAUAGAAUUGGUUGGAGUUGUUUGUGAUGCUUAUCUUGCUGUUGUUAGAGGCAUCAGGAGAGCCAUACAUACAGGAAGGGCAGUGAGGGUAAAGCCACAAUUGAAAUCACACAAGAGAUUUGCAAAUGCAUUUCCAAGAUAUUGCAGCCUUGUUGAUAAUGCAAAGCUUUACUGCACCAACGCUGUGGGAGGCCCACCCAAGUUGAUAGCAUGGAAAGAUGGAGAGAACAAUCUGCUGAUUGAGCCGAAUGAAAUCAAAUGUUUGAACACAGUAAGCAAUUUAAACGAUGAUGCAGACUCCAUCUACGAGCUUUAUGCGCAACCAGACCUACACAAGCCCGGUUCAGUCUGGAAAGACAUUGUUUUGGUACCUUCAAGAGCCAGCCUUCAAAUGGAGCUUAAGACUGCCAUUCAAAAAGUAGAAAAUUUAAAUAAAUAAAUAAAUAAAUAGUUUUUGCAAAACCAUUGCAGAUUGCUUCUUCAAUAGAAAAGCAAUACCAAUUGUGCCAACUAUACUUGUCUAUGUUUUACUAAUGUUGGGAUUGUUUUGAGUUCUAUUUUUGUGGGAAUUCAAACACCAAGAGAAUUGUAAAGAUAGUAUUUAUUUUUCCAGCUUGAAAUUGCUUACAACAAUGUUUACCAGUUUUAAUGAUGGGGAAUGUUAGAAUAAUUAAAUUUGUGUAUUAAAUUUAUUUGACA
This is a messenger RNA of Camellia sinensis, 2084 nucleotides long. Its product is annotated as P-loop containing nucleoside triphosphate hydrolases superfamily protein. The record is from RefSeq and is a predicted model, not a curated record. Gene Ontology annotation, molecular function: ATP binding; kinase activity. NCBI's taxonomy places the organism in Eukaryota, Viridiplantae, Streptophyta, Magnoliopsida, Ericales, Theaceae.